AUGGGAAAUCUAAUAUCAGCAGCUGCUACUACAUUCAGUUAUGCAAAAACAACUGAGCUAACAUCUGAUCUCUCCAAAAGUGCUGCUGCAAAUCGACGUAUGGACAUGCAAAGAAUGCAAAAUGUCCUCCUGAUUUGGUUGGACAGCAAUAUUAAUGAUAAUCAUGCGGAUUGUAAUAAUACAAUGCAACAAUUGACACGUAUUGUUAACAACGUCAACACGUUUACAGAUAGUGAAGAAUGUGUUGAAUUUAUUCAAACUAUCACCGACAACAAAGCAUGUAUGAUUAUUUCUGGUUCACUUGGGCAACAUAUUGUGCCUCAUGUACAUAAUAUGUCUCAAGUGGACACCAUUUUUAUCUUUUGUAAAAACCAAGAAUGGCAUAAGCAAUGGGCCAAAGAAUGGCCUAAAAUCAAAGGAGUCUUCACAGAUAUAACAUCAGUCUGUGAAGCACUAAAACAAGCUGCUCACCAAUGUGAGCAAAAUGCCAUUCCGAUUAGUUUUAUGGCAUCAAACAAAAAGUUGGAUCAAUUAGAUCCAUCAUUUAUGUAUACUCAGAUCUUGAAAGAGAUCCUAUUAACAAUCAAUUUCGAAGACAAACAUAUUAAAGAAUUUAUUAUUUAUUGUCGUGAAAAAUUUGCUGAUGAAAAUGAACUAAAAAAUGUUGAUGAAUUACAAAUAACAUACAAAAGUAAGAUACCCAUAUGGUGGUAUACAUGGGAUGCAUUUUUAUAUCGUAUGCUCAAUAAAGCAUUACGAUCAAUGAAUGUCGAUGUUAUUGUUCGAAUGGGUUUCUUUAUUAAUGAUCUACAACGUGAUAUUCAGCGACUACAUUCGGAACAAUUUAAUAAUGAUCAGUCAGGCAAAACAUUUACAGUUUACCGUGGACAAGGUCUUUCAAAAGAAGAUUUCACCGAAAUGACAAAUACUAAAGGUGGACUUCUUUCAUUUAAUAAUUUCUUGUCAACUAGUAGAAAUCGUAAUGUGUCUCUGAAGUUUGCCCAACAAGCUGCUACAAAUCCUGAUCUUGUUGGAAUUCUAUUUGUUAUAUCAAUUACUCCUACUCAUUCAACAGCUCCAUUUGCUUCUGUUACGGAUCUUAGUUGUUUUCGUACGGAAGACGAAGUUCUCUUUUCUAUGCAUACCAUUUUUCGUAUUGGAGAUAUUAAACUAAUAGGUCGAAAUAGUCAUCUCUACAAAGUGAAUUUAACAUUGACCAGUGACAGCGAUCAAGAUCUUCGUAAUCUUACUCAGCGUAUUCGACAGGAGACUUUUCCAGAUGAAGAAGGAUGGUACAGAUUGGGAUUAUUACUGAUUAAAAUGGGUCAAUUUACUAAAGCUCAAGAAAUUUAUCAAGUUUUACUUUAUCAAGCAAAAAAUGAGAGUGACAAGGCAUCUAUUUAUCAUCAACUAGGUUUGAUCAAAUAUAAUCAAGGAGAAUAUCAAGAAGCACUUAUAUUUAAUAAAAAAUCACUUGCCAUUGAACAACAAUCACUUCCAUUCGAUCAUCCUGAUUUGGCAUCAUCCUGUAACAACAUUGGUAAUGUGUAUGAAAGCAUGGGUGAAUAUCAAAAGGCACUUUCAUCUCAUGAAAAAGCUCGUGUAAUUCGACAACAAUCACUUCCUUCUAACCACCCUGACUUAGCUUCUUCCUAUGGCAACAUCGGUAAUGCAUACGUCAAGAUGGGUGAUUAUCCAAAAGCACUUUCUUAUUAUUAG
This is a messenger RNA of Adineta steineri, 1719 nucleotides long. Lineage: Eukaryota; Metazoa; Rotifera; Eurotatoria; Adinetida; Adinetidae. The record is from the annotation of a GenBank genome assembly.